This is a messenger RNA of Oryzias latipes (Japanese medaka), 2020 nucleotides long. It is a transcript of the gene mbtps2, whose product is annotated as membrane-bound transcription factor peptidase, site 2. The record is from RefSeq and is a predicted model, not a curated record. Lineage: Eukaryota; Metazoa; Chordata; Actinopteri; Beloniformes; Adrianichthyidae. Gene Ontology annotation, biological process: regulation of response to endoplasmic reticulum stress; membrane protein intracellular domain proteolysis. Gene Ontology annotation, molecular function: protein binding; metalloendopeptidase activity. Gene Ontology annotation, cellular component: membrane; cytoplasm.
UGUUCGUAUGACGUAAGGUGACAGAUGAACUUCAGGGUGUGUGAAUGAAAAGCAUCGUUAGCUUCCUGCUGUUUUCACCCCGUGUGAAGGUUUUUGUCCCACAUGAUGAAAGCGUUUGCCCCGCAUGAAGGCUUUUGCCCCGCGUGAAGGUUUCUACCCCGCGUGUCGGGAGUGGGCGGAGGGGCGGACGGAGCCGCGCGGCUGCAGCGCAGAGAGGGCCGCGCCAUGAUCCCGGUGCCCCUGCUGGUGUGCGUGUUGGCCGGCUGGUGUGCGGUGUACCUGACGGACACGCUGUUGCGGUCGUCCACCACGCACCGCGUCAGCUACGAGUCGUGGCUCUCCAGCCGAGGCCUGGUGGUUUCUCCGUUCCAUGUGAGAUGGCAGACCACCGUGUUCAACCGACUGUUCGCGUACUGCGCCCGCAUCCACCCCCCAGCCCUCCACCUGUGGUUCAGCAGUGGCCUCAUGUUCGGCGUCGGCGCCAUGCUGGGCUCGGUGGUUCUACUCAUCAGGACGCUGCAGCAGACAUACGCUCAGAUGACCUCAGACAACCCUCGCAUUGGCGCUCAGCAGGCGCUGCAGGUGGUGGUCCCCGGUGUCAACCUGCCAACUAGCCAGCUGGUCUACUUCUUCACGGCGCUGCUGCUCAGCGGAGUCGUCCACGAGCUCGGCCACGCGGUGGCAGCACUCAGGGAGCAGGUCAGGGUCAACGGGUUCGGGAUCUUCCUGUUUGUCUUGUACCCGGGUGCCUUUGUGGAUCUCUUCACCACACACCUCAACCUCAUCUCACCCGCCCAGCAGCUCCGCAUCUUCUGUGCAGGGGUGUGGCAUAACUUUGUUCUGUGCUUGGCGGCGCUGGCCUUCAUCUUCCUGAUGCCCGUCUUCCUGUUUCCCUUGUAUUCCACUGGAGGCGGAGCUCUGGUCACAGAGGUGGUGCAGGGUUCUGCCGCUGACGGGCCCCGGGGCCUGUCUGUAGGGGACAUCGUGACUGCGCUGGAGGACUGUCCGGUCCGGGGAGUGGAGGACUGGACCGGCUGUCUGUCCCGCCUGUCUCGCCUCCCGCAGAUGGGGUACUGCGUUCCUGUCGCCAGCCUGCAGCCCAGCUGGGCUCAUGGACGAGCCUUCAAGCGUCUGGACGGGACGACGGACUGCUGCAGCAACAGCAGCCUGACGGACCUCUGCUUCUCCUACAGCAGAGCGGCGAGCAGCAGAGAGUACGCCUGCAUCCCUGUGCGUAAGAUGGUGACGGGAACCCGCGUGUGCCGCAGCGACCGCGACUGCGCCGCCCGCUCCAGCGCCGCCCGCUCCAGCGCCGCCAGCGUCUGCGUGACCCCGUCCUUGGAGAACCAGACUCGCUUCAUCCGCGUCACACACCCUCCGAACACGCACAUGCUGUUUGUGGGUUACCCGCCGCACCUGCAGCACGCCGUGACUCUGACCAACUUCAUCCCUCGCUUCAGCUUCCUCCACCUCCACGUCCCCGUUUUCCUGGAGACCUUCUGCAAAUACGUGGUGUCCCUCUCGGGCGCCUUAGCCGUGGUCAACUCUGUGCCCUGCUUCGCUCUGGACGGCCAGUGGAUGCUGAACGCGCUGCUGGAGGCCACGCUGGUCACCGUGGUGACCGACCGUCAGAAGCGAGAGCUGGUGGGCUUCUUCCUGCUGCUGGCGGGCAGCGCGCUCCUGGCAGCAAACGUGGCGCUGGGCCUGUGGAUGGUGACGGCGCGGUAGGUUGGCGAGCACGGCAGCGAUGACCAGCAGACUGUGAACGGACCGGGCUGCAGAACCUUCAGGACCGGAACAACACUGCAAACCUCAGUGAGGAAGCACACUGAGAAUCAGUUUACAGACAUUUUGGAUUUGGUUUCCAAGUGAUUCCAGAAAAGAAAAUGUGGAAAAGCUCCAGAAAAAAGCUUUGCUCAUGCAUGAUUGCAUUUAUUUAAUUACAUAUUUUUGAUCAAAAAUGUUUGUAAAACGCAGAAAGUUUUUUUAAUUAAAGGGGAAUCCUAAAACUGUCUCAUCA